AUGCACCGCUCGCGCGGCGCCAAGCUGCUCGAGGCGGCCAAGGCCAAGCCGCCGCCGCUCGCGGAGAACGCGCGGCAGCCGAGCGACGACGACGGCUGGGACCGGCGCGCGCGGGACCAGCCGCGGCGGCCGGCCGUCAAGGACGCGCGCGCGCGCCGCGAGGAGCGGCUCGAGCGCCUGCGGACGUCGCCGGCGCACGAGCCCGCGGCGCCGCUCGCGCCGCGCGCGCCGCUCCUGGCGCCGCGCGCGCCGCUGCUGGCGCCGCCGCGCGCGCUCCCGCCGGCGCCGCCGCCGGUCGUCGUCCGCGACGCGCGGCCCGAGCGGCCGCCGCCGGCGCCCGUCGCGCCGUUCCCGCUCGCGGACCCCGUGGUCCGGAGCCGGGGCCCCGUGCGGCUCGCGGCGGGCGGCGGCUGGCGCGGCGACACGUCGUCGGGCAACGUCGAGGAGAUGUGCUUCGGUUUGGAGGAGCCCGUCGUCUCCGCGUCCGUCGCGCCGGACGGGUCGUGCGUGCUCUGCGGUUUCGGGUCCGGCGUCGUGCGGCUCUUCGACCUCGCGGCGUCGGCGAACGCGCACCCGGAGGACCGCUGGGGCUGCGCGCUCGGGCAUUUGGGGGUCCGCGACGGCGCGGCGGUGCUCGUGCACGUCGAGGUGUCGAGCGACGGGAAAUUCGGCUUCGCGGGCGCGCGCGCGGGCGGCAAGGGCGUGUCCUGCUGGGACCUGGAGUCGUUCCGCAAGCUCCGGGAGACGCGCGGCUUCGCGUCGUCGACGCUCGUGGCGACGCACCGGGAGGCGGACCCGCGGCUCCGGGGGCUGUGCUCCGUGGCGACGAUGGCGAGCGAGGACCGCUUCCGGAGCUACCGCCUGCUCUCGGGCGUGGGCUACGGGUCCAUGAGCGUCUGGGACGUCGUGCUGCCCGAGCACGGGUCGGGCGGCGAGGCGACGUGGUCCUGCGUCUUCCACGAGCCGCUGCGCGUCUGGCGGCUCGACCGGCCCUGGGAGCGGCCGACGCCGCACCACACGAUCCCCGACACCAAGGGCGAGCGGGGCGCGCUCGUGCCGGGGAGCCGCUGGGAGGACAUCGUCGACGACGACGACGACGAGGGGAGCGCCGCGCCGCCGCCGCGGACGACGAAGCGCGGCGCCGUCGCGCUCCUCGGCGCGGGCUGCGGCGAGCUGCGGUGCGCGUAUCUCCGCGAUUUGGCGCCCAAGGCGCCGCCGCCCAAGGGCGCGAAGCCCCUCCUCGCCGAGGUGCUGCCCCUGCCGGCGAAGGCGUCGGGGGAGACGUCGCGGUCGCGGCUCCGGAGCGUGUCGCACGUGCACGCGUGCGACGGCGCGCGCGUCGCGGCCGUGCACCUCGACGACGGCCACGUGGCUUUACUGCGCAACGACGACGGCGCGGCGACGCUCGUGCCCUGGCUCACGCCCCAGGGCGACGGCAUCUCGCUGCGGGCGUCCGUCGCGCACGUGACGUCGGGCGAGCGGCCCUUGCUCGCGGACUCGGUGCUCACGGACCGGAAGAAGUUCUCGGACGUGGCCGUCGUGCUCGCCGUCUUCGACGCGACCCGCGACGCGGGCGUGUUGAAGGUCGGGCGGCUGGCGUCCUUCGACGCGAACGAUUUAAGGGUCGGCGACGGCGACUUGGUCGUCUCGGACGACGUCGGCGUCUGCGACCCGGCCAAGGUGCGGAGCGGGGGCCGGUGCUGGGCCUGCGGCGACUGCGCGACGCACUGGGAGGAGUCGGCGCGCGACGCGCUGCGGCCGUCGUACCGCGAGGCCGAGCGGAAGCGGAAGCCCGAGGACGACGACGUGCAGUUGAUCGAGGCGCCCGCGGAGAAGCCGGCGGCCGCGGACGGCCCGCCGGCGAAGAAGAAGACGAAGCAGGCGGCGCCGGCGUCGUUGCGGUCCGAGGUGCGGUCGUUGCGCGACGCGCUCGCCGAGCGGACCGCGGCGCACGAGGAGGACCUGCGGCGCGCGGACCGAAGGUUCGGAGAAGAAAAGAAGCUGCGCAAGGCCUGGAACGCGCAGCGCGCGGACUACGAGGCGCGGCUGGCGGCGCACGCGCAGGAAUCGGCGUCGGCCGUCCGCGCGGUGUCCGGCGGCGACGACGCGAUGGACGCCGCGGACCUUUCGAAGGUCCACGAGGCGCUCGUGGAGGCCCUGGCGAAGAACCGGGCGCUGACGGCGGCGCGGGCGGCCGCCGACGCCUUGGAGGAGGAGCGCAAGAAGCAGGCUUCUACGUGUGUGGUGUGCGCGGAGGCGGAGUCGCGCGUGGCGCUGGCGCCGUGCGGCCACAUGUGCCUCUGCCCGACGGACGCGGCGCAGCUCCACGCCAAGGGCAUGCUCCGCAAGUGCCCCGUCUGCAAGCAGCCCGUGACGGCGACGGUGGUGGUGCGGGAGGUGUAA
Aureococcus anophagefferens is the source of this 2403-nucleotide messenger RNA. RefSeq lists its product as hypothetical. Gene Ontology annotation, biological process: ubiquitin-dependent protein catabolic process; protein ubiquitination. Gene Ontology annotation, molecular function: protein binding; ubiquitin protein ligase activity. Bases 1 to 2403 code for a protein of 800 amino acids. The record is from RefSeq and is a predicted model, not a curated record. NCBI's taxonomy places the organism in Eukaryota, Pelagophyceae, Pelagomonadales, Pelagomonadaceae. The transcript has 2 exons.